This is a messenger RNA of Phaethon lepturus (White-tailed tropicbird), 927 nucleotides long. Its product is annotated as A disintegrin and metalloproteinase with thrombospondin motifs 8-like. The record is from RefSeq and is a predicted model, not a curated record. The transcript is spliced from 5 exons. Gene Ontology annotation, biological process: extracellular matrix organization; proteolysis. Gene Ontology annotation, molecular function: zinc ion binding; metalloendopeptidase activity. The annotation marks the transcript as partial. NCBI's taxonomy places the organism in Eukaryota, Metazoa, Chordata, Aves, Phaethontiformes, Phaethontidae.
AUGGGCUUUGGCUUCACGUCCAUCCGUGCCUGCGAAGAGGUGGUGGCCGUCCUGCGUGUGCCUCGGUUUCCCCUGCCCCGAGAAGGGAACCACGUCCUGACCCUGAUGUCCAUGGCGGCUCGCAUCUACAAACACCCCAGCCUGAAGAACUCCAUCAACCUGGUGGUGGUGAAGGUGCUGGUGGUGGACGAGGCGGCAGCGGGGCCGGAGGUGUCCGACAACGGCGGGCUCACCCUGCGCAACUUCUGUAGCUGGCAGCAAAGGUUCAACCCUCCGAGCGACCGGCACCCGGAGCACUACGACACUGCCAUCCUGCUGACGAGACAGGACUUCUGCGGACACCAAAGCUGCGACACGCUGGGAGUGGCGGAUAUCGGCACCAUGUGCGACCGCAACAAAAGCUGCUCGGUGAUUGAAGACGAGGGCCUGCAGGCAGCCUACACCCUGGCUCACGAACUGGGCCACGUGCUCAGCAUGCCCCACGAUGACUCCAAGACCUGCGAGCGGCUCUUCGGGCCCCUCGGCAAGCACCAUAUGAUGGCCCCUCUUUUCAUCCACUUGAACAAGACCCAGCCCUGGUCUCCUUGCAGCGCCAUGUACCUCACCGAGUUCCUGGACGGAGGGCACGGCGACUGCUUGCUCGAUGCCCCGGCCGACCCCCUCUCCCUGCCCGCCGAGCUGCCCGGCCGAGGAGCCCUGUACAGCCUGGACCAGCAAUGCCAGCAGAUCUUCGGCAAGGACUUCCAGCACUGCCCCAACACCACGGAGGAGGACAUCUGCGCCCAGCUCUGGUGCAGGACCGGCAGCGGGGAGCCCCUUUGCCACACCAAGAACGGCAGCUUGCCCUGGGCCGACGGCACGCCCUGCAAAGCUGGUGGGCUGUGCUGGGACGGCCGCUGCGUGCCGCAGGACGCCCUGAAGCCCCAG